AUGUCUGGCUCUGGUGUUGAGAGUGUGCUCCCUUUUCGGGUUAAAUCAGGUGAAUCCUUCGAAGACGACCAGGUGUCAGAAACCUCCUACUCGAAUGACUCAACCUAUGAUGCUUCUGCAAAUGGUCAACUUGCGCGUCUUCCAGAAGAUCUUAUUCGUCAGAUCGCUUUCUUCUUGGAAGACAACAAGYCCCCCGCCGAUCUCUGUCACUUUGCAGCGUUGACACCGAAUAACUGGACAGUCCUCAAAAAUGACUGUCACCAGUUUGCGUUGAAAGUAGCUGAGCCGACACAGGAAGAGUUCAAGAAGUAUCUCACCGAGACAGGUGAUGCAUCGCGUUUUGAUGUGUGGGAAGAAGUGCAGGAAUCAACAGACAUAGGUGAUCGAUCAAAAUUCAGUGAAGCAAUCGCCGGCGGUCGGGUACAUGCUGUCAAGUCUUUCCUGCAACAUGGUGUUGAUCCUAACACAUUCAGCAUCGUUGGUAACCGUCCUUUGACUCUGGCAGCAACCUGUUCUCGUCCAGUAGAGAUGUCCGAAUUGCUCUUGGAACAUGGGUCCGACCCUUGUAAAGCAGACAUCCUUACGGACAUCUUCACUCCUCUGUAUACCGCUGCUACCAUGGCUAAAGAUGAGUUGGUGCAUUUAUUGCUGGACCAUGGUGCCAAUCUCAAGGCAAAGGGUAUCGUUCAGGCCAUAUGCCAAGUCUGUAAGAUGGACACGAUUCAGCGCGCAUUCAAGAUGGGGGCCGACAUUAACGCGAUCGACGAAUCGGGCAACAACUUGCUCCAUUUCGCGGCUAGGAACGAGGAUUCUGAGGUCCUACGUCUCAUCUUCGACCUCGGUUUCCCAGUGGCCAAUAUCAAUCAGCAGAACAACGGUGGCAAGACGCCGCUAAUGAAAGCUGUAAAAAUUGGCAGUACGGAGAAUGUGUUGGCUUUAAUUGCACGUGGCGCAAACCCGGACUUCGUGUCCACGAAUGGUGCAACUGCCUUACACGUUGCCUGUAGCUGGGAUCACGCCGAGAUCGCAUCGUUGUUGGUCAACGCAGGAGCCAACAUCGAGGCCGUUGAUAGCAACCUGAUGCGACCUCUCCAUCACGCGGCAUACAUCUCCUCGACCAAAAUGCUGCGCGUGGCAGUUGAGAACGGUGCCGACAUCUCAGCCACAACACGGCGUGGUGACACUGCGCUGCAUCUGCUGCUAGCUGAUUUGACUGAGAAAUCUGGCAAGAAGUACGUCGCUAGAAUUCUCGGGGGCGUCAAGAUUCUCAUCGCGGCCAAUGCCAAUCCCGCUGCGCAGAACGAGGAAGGCGAGACGCCUCUAGAUCUGGCCAUGAACUGUGGACAGUAUGAGAUCGCUCAUGUCCUCAAGACGAAUGACCCGCACGCAGUUGAUGGCAAGCCCCCGGCCGGUCGCAACUGGCGCGAGUACUUGCGCGAUCGUGUAUACAAUGGUCAAGUAGCUUAG
This is a messenger RNA of Talaromyces amestolkiae, 1467 nucleotides long. RefSeq lists its product as uncharacterized. NCBI's taxonomy places the organism in Eukaryota, Fungi, Ascomycota, Eurotiomycetes, Eurotiales, Trichocomaceae. The transcript has a single exon. Gene Ontology annotation, cellular component: ciliary inversin compartment. Gene Ontology annotation, molecular function: protein binding. The record is from RefSeq and is a predicted model, not a curated record. Gene Ontology annotation, biological process: protein localization to ciliary inversin compartment. The coding region runs from base 1 to 1467 and encodes 488 amino acids.